Molecule: messenger RNA, 1158 nt
Organism: Ochlerotatus camptorhynchus
Lineage: Eukaryota; Metazoa; Arthropoda; Insecta; Diptera; Culicidae
Product: putative gustatory receptor 28a
Exons: 2
Coding region: 1-1158 (385 amino acids)
Biological process (GO): chemosensory behavior; sensory perception of taste; male courtship behavior
Cellular component (GO): membrane; axon; dendrite
Source: RefSeq, a predicted model, not a curated record
AUGACGAUUAUUGGUUGGAUUCGGGAUCUCAUCCAUCCCAAAAACUUCUUCGAAGCCCAGCGUCCAAUUAUAACAGUAACAUUUUUUGGUGGAUUAACUCCGUUCACACUUGUAAAACAUGGACGUGGUGUAGUUUUGCAGUGUACUACCUUCGGGUUUUUCAACUCUUUUCUACAUACCAUAUUAUUCAUCAUGUGCUACGUUAUCUCAAUCUCCAAACAGGAGAGCAUUACUGGAUAUUUGGUAAAUUCCGAGAUAAGCAACCUAGGGGAUAUUCUACAGGCUGCAACUGGAAUUGGAGCACUUUUAAUGACCUUUUUCUACAGCAUCAUUAAGCGGCAAAACCUCAUCGAUGCUUUUAACUCUUUAGCCGGAACUGACCGACACUUCGAAGAGAUUGGUGUGCAAAUCAGUUAUAAGACCAGUCUUCUUCGCAACUGCGCGGUGGUGAUAAUACAAUUUUUGAUCCAGGUUACCUACAAUGCUACAUGUUUUUCAAUUAUGAUCAGUUCCGGUUUGAUUAUAUGCGGUACAGUGUGGAUGUCUUUCCUGUUACCGUUUAUGAUGAUAUCAAUGAUCACCAUUUUGUUCGUUUCUUUGAUCAAUCAAAGCAAGUAUCGCUUCUACCUUUUGAACAAGAUCCUCGUAUCUCUGCAUGACAAGAAAAUUGAAAAGCGAAUCCUACUCUUCAGCGGCAAGAAAGAUAUAAUUGAGGUAGAAAAAAAUCAAAAAAAAUUCUGGAUAUCAUCGGUAUUUCCCAGCAUGCAGCGUAGCACGGCCGACGUUAUCAAUCGGGUGGCCAGCAUACAUAGCGAAAUUUGUGACGCCUGCGAUUGUAUUGAAGAGUAUUUCAAGGUGCAAAUGUUGACACUGAUAGCCAUUUCGUUCGUGAUAUGUGUCUUCGACUUGUACUACAUUUUGGAGGCGAUUUUCACCGAUGGUGCCGUCAAUUCAUUGUUCAGCAAGUUGCAGCUUGUGACGUUCUUCUUCUAUCAAGGAUUGGUUCACAUCGUUGGUGUAAUGAAAAUAGUUUACGUAAGCAGUUUGGCAGCACGAGAGAGAGCCAAGGAUCGGGAGGGACUGCAUACGUACAAAGUGCAGAAGGCUCCAAAUUGUGACGAACGUCAAAAUACGGUGGGAAAGUCACCCAAAUGCUGA